AUGCCCACCUAUUCCUCCGUAUCCAAAGUUGAUGUGCUUAUAAUCGGCGCUGGUCCGGCUGGGCUAAUGUGCGCACUAUGGAUGGCUAGGCUUGGUAUUAAUGCUCGUGUUGUGGAGAAAAGAGCCACUCCUGUUGCUGCGGGACAGGCUGAUGGCAUUCAAUCGCGUACAUUCGAGAUCCUAGAUUCUUUUGGAUUGGAUCAAAUUUGGAGAGAAUCAACUCACGUCAAAGAGGCAACGUUUUGGGAUCCAGAUGAGAAUGGCAAGAUCCACCGCAGCUCAAGAGUUCCAAAUAAUAUGAAAGGCCUGUCGCGCUUCGACUGCACAGGUACGAUUCACCAAGGUGUUAUCGAAGGCUUCCUUAUACGAGCCAUCAGAGCGUCAGCAUCUGUACCAAGCCACCCUGAGGUGAGAAUUGAGGGCAAUAUUGCCCCAUCUUCCCUCCAUAUCGAUGCAACUCUUAUCGAUGAUCAAGAUGCCUAUCCUGUGAUGGUUACCCUAAAACAUUUUGACGAAAACGCCCAACCGGGGGCGGAGGAGCUGGUUCUGGCAAAGUAUCUGGAAUUUAGGCUGCGGGGCGAGACUACGGCGGCCAUCUGGGGUGCGAUGGAUAUAAUCCCGGUCACUGACUUUCAAGCAGCCGAUAUUCGAGUUCGCAGUAUGGUGCGCAGUACUAGCGGUGGAAGUCUCAUGAUAAUUCCAAGGGAAAAUAAACUCGUUAGGCUGUACAUUCAAUUAACGGACAGUUUGUCAACUAAUGGCCGGCUGACCAGAUCCAUGGUCACCCCUAAGGUGCUGAUAGAGACUGCCAGGAGAAUUCUCAGCCCUUACACCAUUGACUUCACGUAUAUACACUGGUGGAGCGCAUAUCGAAUUGGACAGAGAUCAGGAGAUCAUUUUGAUAAGCAAGGACGUAUUUUCCUUGCCGGCGACGCCGUUCACACUCAUUCGCCAAAGGCAGGACAGGGAAUGAACGUAUCUAUGCAAGAUACGUAUAAUCUGGCCGUUAUUCCGACCUAUGAUAUGGAGCGUAAGUUGGUGGCGAAAGAACUGAUCGCAUUCGACCGGAAGUUCUCCGAAUUACUUUCGAUGCACUCCGCCAAAGAUAUUAUGGAAACAUCAGUCGAGCUUAAACAAUUUUUUAAGAAAGCGCCACUAUUCACAACUGGUAUUGGUGUAAACUAUGCCUCGAGUAUUCUCACACUUGUAGACAAUGAAGCACACGGCCUCGCGAAAUACACUGUCCCAGGAAAGAGAUUCGCCUCGUGUCAAGUGACAAAUCACUCUGAUGGUCGAAUCUGGGAGCUUCAUCAUCGCACGCCAUCCGACGGACGCUUCCGCAUCAUGGUUUUUGGCGGCAAUAUCGCCAAUGACGAGCAACGAUUUGCAGUCAAUACCUUGGGACAGUGGCUAGGCAAGACAUUAAUUCCACGAUAUCCUCUGAUCAAUAUCUGCCCCAUUGUCGAUCGUCGUCUGCAGACUGUCCGAUUCCAAUCCGAACUAAUGACGCCAAUGAUAGAGAUAUUCCUGGUGCAUACGGCUCCUCGUAGCCAGAUAGAUGUGCUACGGGACGUAGACUCUACGUAUCAUUCGUGGCAUCCCAAGCUCGGCUGGGACUAUGACCAUAUAUUCACGGCAUCUAGAGUCGCCACUGAAGACGCUAUCCAGUCAACACAGAGUGUAUAUGAAGAUUAUGGGAUUGAUGAGGAGAGAGGUGCUGUCGUAAUUGUAAAACCGGAUGGACACGUCGGGAUGGUAACUAGUGUCGCUGCAAAGGAGGCACGGACUAGGAUUUGUGACUGGUUUGACGGCAUAUUACAAGGCCUGAGUAACUAA
Molecule: messenger RNA, 1836 nt
Organism: Trichoderma breve
Lineage: Eukaryota; Fungi; Ascomycota; Sordariomycetes; Hypocreales; Hypocreaceae
Product: FAD binding domain-containing protein
Exons: 10
Coding region: 1-1836 (611 amino acids)
Molecular function (GO): FAD binding
Source: RefSeq, a predicted model, not a curated record